CCACCUCAUUUAAUUCGUGUUAUCGAGGAGGAAUCUCUAUCUGUUGACUAGUGUAACCAGUAUACGUAAUGCGAUCAAGAAUAAUCUCUUGCGGCUUCUCGCAUGCGAACACGACAACUCGCCGCAAUUAGUCAUCCGGUGCAUUUUUGCGACUAUCGGUCGUCAUGUCACUGUCACGUCAGCGGAAUUUUCAUUCCGCUCGAAAAUUCCGCCGGCGAUAUCGCGCGUAGGAUCAUGCGUCUCCGCAUGCCGGAGCGGAUAAAAAUUUCCCGCAUUCGGAAGCGCGCGCGGAUACGUGUGUAUCGCGCCGCCGCGGUCCCGAUAUCGUCGGCGAGAUCCUUCGUGUCGGCGUGCGAAAACAGGUGAUAUAUCCGUACGUGAGCAGCAGACGGAUAAUGCCGCGCGGGACGGAUGGGGGAGGGAUUUGCGGAAACGUGUCUGGCUGUCCUGUGGAAGUAGAUUAUUUAGACGCGGUUUACGUCCGCGACUCGUCCGAGGAGGAAAGCGCCGGCAGGGUAUAUUACCCCGAAGCAAGAGCGCGACAAGCAUCGCGCGACCGCUCGGAGAGAAACACUCUCUUUCUCCUCUUCUCCAAGAGAGAAGGUUGCACCUGAACACUAUUUCGCGCGCGAAUUUAGUCCGAAGCCACUUUUGUGUUGUAAAAUUCUCCGGUGAGUGUAAAAUUGUUUUACUUUACUUUCGUGCGUCGUCUGUGAAUCUCUUCGAUGCGAUUACAAUUAGGCGAAAAGAAUCAUCUUAAGGAGGCUGUAAGGCUUGGCGUUGUAUUUUCAGUGACACAUCGAGGCGGGAAUCACUGGCUUGAUCGAUCGACAAAAUGGCUACAAGUUGGUGUUUCGUCUUGUUGAGUUGUAUCACCCUCGUGAAUGGUCUGUUCCGGACACGCGAAUUGCUGCCUCCGUUGAACAGUCCUAACAAAAUGCUGGGAGAUUACGUUGCGGAAAAUGGUUAUCUGUUCGAACUUCAUUAUGUGACAACCGAAGACGGAUACAUAUUAGCUCUGCAUCGGAUACCUCCUAGCGACCCGAGUAAAUUGAACGCUCCAAAUCGGCGGGUAGUAUUGCUCAUGCACGGAUUAUUAGGGUCUUCGGCGGAUUGGCUGAUAACGGGUCGAAAUCGUUCGAUCGCUUUCCUUUUAUCUGAUGAUGGUUACGAUGUGUGGCUCGGUAACGUCCGUGGAACCACAAACUCCAAAAACCACACGGAACUCUCCAUACAAAGCGCGAAAUUUUGGGACUUUAGCUGGCACGAGAUCGGUCUUUACGACACACCCGCUAUGAUAGACUACAUAUUGGAUAAAACCGGUCAGAAGAAACUGUUCUAUAUAGGCUUCUCUCAGGGAACAACACAGUUUUGGGUCCUGAUGUCUCUCAGGCCGGAGUACAACGAGAAGAUCAAACUCAUGACCGCCUUAGCUCCUGUCGCUUACACAGGACACAUCACUGGUGUGUUGAAGAUUCUCAGUUACUUCGCUUAUUUCUUCAAGGGACUUUACAAGUAUACCGGAUACUUCGAACUUCUGUCGAGUACGUUCACAAUGAAAACCAUAUCGUACGGUAUAUGUAAGAAAGAUAUGAUAACUCAGCCCUUCUGCGAGUUACUGAUCUACCUGGUUGGCGGUUUCAGCAACGGCGAAUUCGAUCACGUGAACUUGGGGAAAUUUCUGCAAUUCUCUCCCGCGGGAUGUUCGUACAAGCAAUUGGUUCACUACGCGAUGGGCAUUCAAAAUCCAGGUCAUUUCCAGCCUUACGAUUAUGGCAUACUGUCAAACAUUAAGAUUUACAAGCGAAUUAAGCCGCCCGAAUAUCCCGUGCAUAAAGUUACGGCCCCAGUGCUUUUGUGCAUCGGCUUGAACGAUUGGCUGGGUCAUCCAAAGGACGUGGAUAUAUUGAGCAGAAAAUUGCCGAAUGUCGUAGAGAAGUUUACGGUGACGCUAAAGAGGCUGAAUCACUUCGACUUCCUGUUCGGCCGGCACACAUCAACCCUUGUUUAUGCUCAUGUGAUUACAAAGAUGAACGCUAUUCCGUAAGGAUGAGGCAAGAAGAGAUAACUUGGGAUUUUGCUUGCCGUUUCUGUGAAUUACAAACGAUUUUGCUCAAUUGCGAUCUGUGUAUCAGUUAGUUUAUUAGCGAUCAGUGAUUUCAGCCCGGCUGAGGCCGUAAGAGGUCGCGAAUGUGCAGAGUCGCUGUGGAAAGAAGAUUACUUCAACUGAUCUUUUCGCAUUGCGUAAUUUUAUCUCGCGUCCUUCUCUCGUGUAAUCACGUAAACUUUGUACAUUACCCGCACUGCGUCGAUCAAGAUAUAACGGUGUCUCUCUUUCUUUCUGUUCAUUUUUUUUUAUUAUGAGGAAGGAAAUGAAGAGAGAGAGAGAGAGAGACAUUUCUGUAUACAAGUGGUCGGUAUUUAUACACGUUGCCUCACGACGAUUCUUCGCAUUCCUUUUCCUUCUUAUUAUUAAGAAGAGAAGAGAGAAACUUCAGCGCACACGAGCGAUCGAUACUUAUACACACCGCCUUACGUGUAUCAUUAUUUAUUGUAUAUCAUGCGGUUUUAUACACUAUUUGAGAAGAUUGAAUAUGAUAUAUUCGAAAUAUGUAACUGUAUACACAUUGCGCUGAUACGUUGAUGAACUGAAUCAUAGUGAAAUCGUUGAAGCCGAGUGGAAGCCAGUGGAAGAUGCUGAAACAAAAUAAGAUUUCUAGGACUCCUGGUCGAAAUGCUGGCGCGCGCGUAACACAUUCAAUCUACGCGAUCAUCGAUCAAUGACUUUGGAAAAAUAUUAUUUUUUUGUAGCGUAGCUUUUUUCUUUUUUGUCUUAGCAAAAUCCGAAUGUACCUUUUCAAUUCUUAAGUCGUUUGUGUCAGAAGUACAAAUUUUGAUUUCUCGAUAGAAUACAAAUCUCCACAUACUCUACUCAGUGCUUUCCGAAUUCAAUACGUUAGUACAAUUAUAAUUGUAUAACGCUUACUUGUAAAUAUAUAUAUAUUUUUUUUAUAUGUACAUAUAUAAUUAAUAUUGAACAUGUGAUUAUUUAAUAUUGAGCGAUGAAGGGUCUGUCGCGUAAUUCACUGUACAAAACUCGCACUAUGUUUCUAUCCAGGAUCUAUAACUCUGAUGUCUAAAACAAAGUUGGAAGAUUAAAACUCGUCCUCAUG
Messenger RNA from Dinoponera quadriceps, 3173 nucleotides. RefSeq names its product lipase 3-like. NCBI's taxonomy places the organism in Eukaryota, Metazoa, Arthropoda, Insecta, Hymenoptera, Formicidae. The coding region runs from base 836 to 2047 and encodes 403 amino acids. Gene Ontology annotation, biological process: lipid metabolic process. The transcript is spliced from 9 exons. The record is from RefSeq and is a predicted model, not a curated record. Gene Ontology annotation, molecular function: hydrolase activity, acting on ester bonds.